AUGAACGUUCCUCCGAGCGUGUCGCCUGCACAAGUGGCAGGCAAACGCAAAUCGGACGACUCACAUUGCCGUCGCAUCCGGCCGCACUCGCAGGAUUCUGGAUCUGAUCCUCCCGCCGGCGCUGGACCUGCCACGGCGGCUCCGUCGGGUGCCGCUCUUGCUAUGGACACGGAGGUGGUUCAGCCCCCCGUGUUUUCUAGUGCAAAGUGUGACUGGGCGGCGGACGUGGAGGUGGAUGAAAGGACUGGCAGCGAUUGUGUAUGCUAUCUUGUGUAUGGUGGCUCCAGCGGAGGCCGUGUCGGCGACAUUAUCCGUGCUCUGCGGGGAUCACCGGCCAGAAAUAAGUGGGAGUACCGCAUGCCGCACACUGACUGGCGAACAGUUUGGCGAAACAUCGCCACACCCGUCCUUCCUGCCCCUGUUAGAGCGACGUGGUAUAAGGUCGUCAAUGGUACGAUAUCUACAAAUGCUAAACUGCACUCUAUUCAUCUGAGUCCAUCCCCCGCCUGCGAAGAGUGCCAUGACGAAGAUACCAUUGAACAUCGUUUCGUGUGCCGUCAGUUCCGAGCUGUGUGGGACACUGCUCGCGAUAUGGACUGUCCGAAACGUAGUCGCCCUGUGCAAUUACCACGGACGGACGGUCAGGACGAGGUGACGUGGGCGGCGGUCGCGCUUGGCGCCUCCCCCGCACGUGCGCAUCGUGUGUCUGACCCUGAGGUUGCGGCUGACGCUGUUGCUAUGGACGUUACACCUUCCGUUCCUGUUGCUGAUAGCUCCCCGGCGUUGCCUGUGAUUUCUGUGCCCGCACCUGUGGAGGCCCCGUUGCCUGCUCCCACAGCUGUCGAUAGAAUUGAACCACCGAUAGUGUCUGAACCCGCACCGGCAGCUGUAACGCUGUCCGUGUCGGAACCCGUUCCGGAGGCUGCUCCCUCUGUUGUGACUGAGAAUGUGUCUGCUGUAGCCACCGUUGUUGUCGAAAGUGAGGAGCGUCUUGCCGCCCCCGCGGAACCUAAACCGCGUCGGGAAAGGCCGAUUGAGAGAGCUGACAACGUCCCCCGCUUUCGAAGCGCUAGUAUUUCGGGUGUUUCUUCUCGUAAGGGGCGAACGCCGUCCCCGGUGGUGACUUGCGUCCCACCCUACAAGUCCACCUCAAAACAGAAGAAAUUGCAACGGGCCUCGCAGCGCGCGGCUGUUGACUCGCGGCAGGUGUCGGCUGCCGAUCGCCAUCGGCAGCGGCCUGCCGCUCACAGUCAGCCUGAGGCGUCCGUGAGUUCCGCAGAUUUUAAGAGGGACGAGACAGUUCGUCAGCUCAAAGUUUUCCUCACUCAAACGGACCCUGUCGUGACAACCGAUACGGCGAUGAACGUUCCUCCGAGCGUGUCGCCUGCACAAGUGGCAGGCAAACGCAAAUCGGACGACUCACAUUGCCGUCGCAUCCGGCCGCACUCGCAGGAUUCUGGAUCUGAUCCUCCCGCCGGCGCUGGACCUGCCACGGCGGCUCCGUCGGGUGCCGCUCUUGCUAUGGACACGGAGGUGGUUCAGCCCCCCGUGUUUUCUAGUGCAAAGUGUGACUGGGCGGCGGACGUGGAGGUGGAUGAAAGGACUGGCAGCGGUACGUAA
Schistocerca cancellata (South American locust) is the source of this 1620-nucleotide messenger RNA. RefSeq lists its product as uncharacterized. Bases 1 to 1620 code for a protein of 539 amino acids. The transcript is spliced from 4 exons. The record is from RefSeq and is a predicted model, not a curated record. NCBI's taxonomy places the organism in Eukaryota, Metazoa, Arthropoda, Insecta, Orthoptera, Acrididae.